Messenger RNA from Cuculus canorus (common cuckoo), 10320 nucleotides. It is a transcript of the gene AHRR, whose product is annotated as aryl hydrocarbon receptor repressor. The record is from RefSeq and is a predicted model, not a curated record. Gene Ontology annotation, cellular component: nucleus; aryl hydrocarbon receptor complex. The coding region runs from base 43 to 2319 and encodes 758 amino acids. Gene Ontology annotation, biological process: regulation of transcription by RNA polymerase II. The transcript is spliced from 11 exons. NCBI's taxonomy places the organism in Eukaryota, Metazoa, Chordata, Aves, Cuculiformes, Cuculidae. Gene Ontology annotation, molecular function: transcription cis-regulatory region binding; nuclear receptor activity; protein dimerization activity.
CACCCGCUUUGGGUGGCGGCGGGGACCGUGCGCAUCGAAACAAUGAUUCCUCCAGGGGAAUGCCUAUAUGCUGGGAGGAAAAGGAGGAAACCCAUUCAGAAACAAAGGCCUGCAGUUGGGAAUGAAAAAUCAAAUCCUUCGAAGAGACACAGGGACCGUCUGAACGCAGAACUGGACCACCUGGCCAGCCUCCUGCCUUUUCCACCUGACAUCAUAUCAAAGCUGGACAAACUUUCUGUCUUGCGCCUUAGCGUCAGCUAUCUCCGAGUCAAAAGUUUCUUUCAAGCCAUUCAAGAAAAGCACUUUAAGAAGCAAGUUGGCCAAACGAUCAAAGAAGACAACGUAUCUAACAAGACUGCUGUACAAGAAGGUGGACUUCUACUAGAAUCACUGAACGGUUUUGCAUUGGUGGUGAGUGCAGAUGGAAUGAUAUUUUAUGCAUCAUCGACAAUUGUGGACUACCUAGGAUUUCAUCAGACUGAUGUAAUGCACCAAAACAUAUAUGAUUACAUUCAUGUGGAUGAUCGCCAGGAUUUCUGUAGACAACUGCACUGGGCCAUGAAUCCUCCCCAGAUGUUGUCUGGACAGCAACUACAGACAGAAACAGGAGAAGAAUAUUUUCUCAGUAAACUCUUUAAAGCACAAGAGAAUGACAGCAUGACAACAGAUUAUUCGUCCUUCUUAACUCGUUGCUUCAUCUGUCGAGUUCGCUGCUUGCUGGACAGUACUUCUGGCUUCCUUACAAUGCAGUUCCAAGGCAAACUCAAGUUUCUUUUUGGACAAAGGAAGAAGUCCUCAUCAGGAACAGUAUUGCCACCUCAGCUGUCCUUAUUCUGCAUAGUGGUACCACUUCUGCUUCCUUCUGUGACAGAAAUGAAGAUGAAAAGCCUACUUGUGAAAGCAAAACACAAAGCUGAUGAUGCAGCAGCAAAUAUAAACUCUGGUUCCAAAGGUAAUUCAGGUCUGUGUGAGGCAGCAGAAUUGUAUGGAAGAAACAGUCAUCAUGAAGGUGCAGCUUUCACCAAUGUGUUACAGAUUGCUGAAAACCAAAUCAAAGCAAAGAAUAAUGGAGAAAAUGGCAUUUCUCUAGUCAAAGUACAAACAAAUGAAGAUCACUGGGUUUGGGUUCAAGCUAACACUCAACUUCUGUAUCGAAGAGGUUGUUCAGAAUAUGCCCUCGCACAACAGCAAAUGCUGAAGGAAGAAGAUGAACAACUGAAGAUACCAAGCAGUUUUGCUGGUUUGAAAGGAAACCUGGAUGGACUUUCCUAUAACAGUGCCAUUGAAACUCUGGGCCAUUGGAAGCAUCUUAACUGGACAGCAGUAAAAAAUGAACAAGAUAAUGUAAAAGUGAAGUUUGAGCCUCAUACAAACGGUGAGUGUUUCAUGCAAGAAGAACCUCUUAGUUCUAACACAUCAGUUUUAGGAAUUCAAAACAACUGCACCACAAACAGUAGCUGGACUUUAAGAAACUCAAGCUCUUGUUCUAUGAGCCAGCGGAUGAACACAUAUUCAAACAGGAGAGCUGGAUCAUUCUACAACAGAGACCAAAGUUUCUUAAAUUUACCAUCAACUUGCCCUUCCCACUGGGGGAGCACAGAAAGCUGCCAGUCUUACUCAGGUGUGCAACAGCAUUGUGCGGAGAACUAUGCAACAGACCAUCUGAAACUGCAGAGACCGAUAAUAUCCUCAGAAUCUCUCUAUGAUGCAGCCUUUCCUUUGGAGAUGCCUAUCAAAACAGAAUAUGAUUCUGAUUCAGAAAACAUUGCUGAUAACUACCUGACGUCCCAAAACCGAGCCUGGCUGGAUGAGAAUGCCUCAGUGAGAAAGCAGGUGUUUACCUAUCCAAAUAGAGUGCACCUCAAAACAGAACCGGACUUCUGUGAGCCAGCCUCACUUUGUCAGAAGCCAAGGCACUGCCUUUACACGCCACAUAACUGGCAAUGCAUCGUAGCAAAUCAUCCCAACAACCUAAACCUGAACAAAUCUUGCAAGAGUUCACGUAGCAAGGAGGUGGCCCCGUUUUGCCCUCAGAACUCUUCUGGGUGUUUGGAAAGCAUGCCUGACCUGCCACACAUGGCAUGCUUUGGGCACUUUUACAGCCCCAGCCCAGGAGAGGAGAAAGAGCAGAAUAACGAGGUUUUUAAAAUGCCAUGUGAAUUUAAAAACCCCUGCUUGGUUCCAGCAAUCAAGCGUGAGCCCCUGGAUUCUCCACCAUUGCCCAACAGUGGACAGAAUAGAGUAUACACGAGCUUCCCUGAAAAUACAUUAGCAGGUCCUGUGCCUCAUAAAACCACUGAAUGUACAUUUUUACAAUAGAUUUUAUAACGUUUGGAAUAUUUAUAAUGUUAAAAGCAAGAAGUUGUAAGUUCUCUUCCAGUUGGGUUAAAGGAGUUGCCAAAAUUAAAAGCCAGUGGAAGAUUUUGAAAGAGUGUGUGUGUGUGUGUGUGCGCGUGUGCAUGUGCAUAUCUUUGUGUGUGCAUCUGUGUGUGAGAAAAGCCAGGCACAGACACACAACCCCCUUACUCCCCUCACCCACCCCCACUGUGAUUUUUGGAAAGAAAGAGAGAAAGAUAAAACCUCAGGCGCAGAAAAAUAAUUACUCACUGCACAGGUAUACCUGCUUAUUUGUCUUUAUCUUUCCUCUUUUGACUACAGUUCAUUACCAAGGUCUAGCUACUUCUGUUUUCUGACUUGGUUCUAUUUGUUUUUCUCAAGCUGAUGUGAUGCCUCUGUGCAAGGAGAAAAUGUUUAUGGUCUUCAGUGUGGCCCGUUUACCCUAGGAGUAUUUGUUACUCUAAUAAGAAGCAUUAGCUAUUCCUUUAUCUCAACAUUAAAUUGAUGGCAACAGGCAAGGGCUUCCCAGCAUAACUUCUUAAUUUAAAAGAUUAGCAUUAACUACUUUCAUAAAAUGCAUUAGAAAUUAUCUUACUCCGAAGUGAAGUUCUUCCCAAAUUUCCUUGGUAAUAGUAAUGUUUUGGUAUCCAUGUUUUUCCAUUCUAAAGCCAUCACCCUUUCAUGUUACUGUUUGAAAGACUGAAUGAUGGGAUGUUUUCCACUUCUAUAAAUGAGUUACAAAAUGGUGUUAAAUGUACUUGAGAAGAAAACAUUUCUCCAAUUAUUUUCCUUAUUGUUACUUGUAACAUUAACAAAGGAAAUGCACUUUUUUAUUUGAUAGUGUCUCUUUGACUGAUAGCAGCUUGUUAGACAUUGUCACUUGAGGUCAAAACCAAACCCCACACUGAGAUUAGGUAUGUUGCUGUUUUCAAAAGCAUCCUAGUUUCAUUCCCAAAAGAAAAUCUUAAUCUCAAUGAGAACUAACUAAAGGAUGUAUACCUUUCAAAAGCACUUUGCUGCACUUCGGUGCUUUUGAAAACAGAUCUGUAUGCUUUCCUUUGAACCCAGAGAGUAAUGUAUUUCCACAAGAAAGAAAUAGAUCUACAACUUCUGUUUUGGUUUUUGUUGUUGUAGUUGGACUGCUGCACUAAAUUUUGUUUUAAAGUUGCACUAUUUCAGCUCUAUAUCAACCUAUACAAAAUCCACAUCAUUUAAAAAAAGCUUAGAUGUAUAUGUGCUUUCUGAAAGAAGUUCUAUAAUGAAUGUUUUCUUUUUCAAAUUGUUAUAAAUAAUUAUAAUGUCUUCAUUUCUUUAUCUAUUCAUCGCUGAGGGCAUGGGUAUACAUGCCAGAGAAGUGGCAUAAACUUCUCCAAAAUGCUAUAAAUAUGUGGAAUAAUUGUAGUUUUCAGGUAGGGGAAUGGUUCUGCACCUGGGAGUCUGCUCUUCUCCAAGACUGUCUGCCUUUUCUGAUAGUAGUUACUGCCUGUACAUUAGAGUUGGCAGAUGUAAAGAUAUACAUUCUCUGCAUGUCAGUUAAGUGCUUAUGAACAGUGGUUUGAUCUCAAACACUGCACUUCACACUGAAAUGGUUGAGAGUUUUGAUGACUGUCCUGCUGAAGGCAGUAUUCCCAGCAGAAAGGCAAGAAUAGAUAGUAAAGAGGGGCAAUAUCUUACUGUAGCUCAAGUUAAAUCUGCCAUGGUCGAGCCGACCAUACCCAGGCAAUGAUAAUAUCCUCCUUUUUAGUGUCUGGUAUAAAUCAGCUCCCUUUUUUGUAUGUGCUGCCUUUUGUUUCAGACAGUCUUGAUAUCCUUGCCUUAAUACUCUGGCCAGAGCAGUGCAACAUCAGGCCCACUUCUGAAGUGAGACAUCAAUGCUGGAAUUUUCACUGCUUUCUGGCACACCACUGUUCACAUGACAUAAAUUCAUGCCCAGCUGCAAAAGUACUUCCGUCCAAGCAAACUGGUUACUCCCAUAGAGUGAGACCACCACAGAUAAGUGGCACUGUACAACCUCUGCUUUAUCAUCAUCUAAAAAAAUAAAAGCAACAGUUCUUAUAGACUUUCACGGAGUUGCUCUCAUAGUCCUUUUCUUGGCAUGUAGCAGUGGCACUGCUUAUGUCCUGGUGCCAGACACUCUGCUGUAGGAUUAUGCUAUGAACCCUAUAAUAUUCUGCAGUCCAUCUCCUUGCGCAGCCGCCUGGCAGAAACGGGAUAGUGUGGAAGCAGGGUAAUGUGGAAAUAGAUUACUGUGACAAGCGGAGGACACACCAUCACAGCUGCUGAAAAGCUGCUCAUUUCAUUCCUUGCUGUGCUUGGACCCACUGUCACACCCCUCUGAAUAAGAGUACCUGGGCCUUGUGUCAAAUUACCUUGCACCUUCUCUCAUCAUUUAUAUUGAUGCAAUAUGACUGUAAAACACUAUUAUCCUCAUCUGGACAUGUAGGUGUCAUUUUGCACAGAUGUAAAUGGUCACAUCAGGUGUGACACUACAGAGAAGUGUGCCACUGAAUGCCUUUUCUGCACUUAGAAAUAUUUCCUCACAUGACUACAGUGGGAGAACUAUACUAGCCAGAUUUCUUUUUCUGGUGUGAAAGCAAGUUAUACUAGCAGCAAAAGUUCUCUACAAAUCUCUCCAUCACUGAAUGAAGGCUAUUUUGUUGACAUAGCUACAUCUACUCUAAGGCUUUCCUGGUUUCUUUCAGUUGGGAUGAUUCUUCUCACAUUCCCAACAAAACCAGUAACAUUUUACUCAAUUGAUAUUAUAAAGGUAGAUGAAGCUUCUGCGUGUAAGAGAAUCUAAUCUAACCUAAGAGAUGUAAUGGCCUUCUUCUAGGAGGAUGGAUGAAUGUGUGCCUCAAAAUGAAUUGUCACUUUCUGACUCCACCACGUGUAAAUGCAGUCAGCUUUGCUUCUAAAUUGUUCCAUAAAGUCUGAAUCCAACAAAAAACCCAUGGUAACUCACACUUAUCCUGUACAUCAUGUUUGAAUUUGACCCACUUAAUUUGUGGCCGAGUUGUUAUUCAAGAUCUCACAUGAAAAAAUGUGGUAUUAGUGGAAGUCUUCCUAGUCUAAGUUAUCACACACAUAUAGCAGUCUCUUAAGAGCUGUGCUUUUAAAAAGAUUGGCAGUUUAUCCUCUUUUUGGACAAUCAUUAACCCCUGUUGAUAGUAAAAAAAGAUCAGUUCCUUUUAAGUACUUCAUAUAUUGAACCAUUUAGAAAGAACAGAGGGAGUAAAGACUAAAAAAAAAAAAAGAAUUUCUUGCUUUCUGCUUUUAAGUCACUCAUCUCAUUCCUUUAUGCUGUGCACACAAGAGGUGCCCUGGAUUGAGUCUGGACUGAAAUCUGACAUUGCACUGUACCCUAUUAAAUUGCCACUGAUUUAAUCUUUUAAAACCUUUUCAUAUGCAGACAUUAAUGAUCCCCUGACACUGAUAAGUAAAUAGCAUGAAAGGCACAGUGGCUGUUUUAAAUAUUUCCAUUUUCUUAGUGGUUGUUCUUGCUUUGGUAUUAUUUUGAAAAGUAAUACUGAGAAGCAAGGUUAAAGAUGUUUUCAGUCGCAGGUGCUUAGCUUUUAUCCAUGAUAAGCUGGCAUUUGUAUCCCUCAAGCGCAGCCCUAAGGUCUUUGUUAGGAGCCUCACAAUGCAUUUAUUGUAACAACAAUAAAAAAAUCCUUCUCUAGCGUGAUAUGAACUUAGAGCAUUCAGGCUAAAGGCAACGAUUUUCUUUUUCUGGUGCAUGCCUCUAACACCUGACAGAUGAUAGUAUACAAACUUCUUCAGUCACAAACUCUCCAGAGGCUGAGACGGAAUGAACUCAUGAAUUCCAGUGUUCAGGGAGGGUAUUUUUUGAUAUGGGAAGUGAGCAGUUUUUGAUAUGGGAAGUGAGCAGUUCUGAUAGAUAGAUGAUGGUAACGUCAUCUUCCAAGAUGUUACUCAGUCCACAGAAAGCUGAGACUAUUAUCAAUGCUAAAGCUUCCAAUUAAGGUCUUUUGUUUACUUGAUUUUAGCUAUCAGUGAGCAGCUACUGAGCGUCAUACAAAUGCUAGUCCAACUGAAGUACACCAUUGUAAGCCACUAUUUUUACCUGAAAACCAACCUGAUUUGAGCUAGAGGUAAACUUUUACAACAAAAACGGUGGGUUUUCCUGCUGCCUUUAAGGUUUAUUCGCAUGCAGUAAAGUGGUGGCUGAAUCCGGGGCAGCCCUCUACUGUAGAUAACACUAUUAAUGAUUUAUAUUCAAUUUAGACUCUUUAGAUACAAAAGUAGAGCUUUAUUUUGAAAGUCUGAAGUGAGGGCAGUGGUGUACAAGGAGUAAGCUGCUUUCAGUUGGUCCUCAAUUUAGAGAUUUAACUCAUGACAUGAAAGGUCAAGGAACUGUACAUAAAUUCUCUGUAGGAAAGACUGACUUCCUUGACUGUAAUACGGUAAUGUGAAGUAUAUCUCUAUGUUUUAGUCACCCUUCACAGUGAUGUAGUCUUAAACUACAUGUAGUCUUAACUACAGUUAUGUAGUCUUAAAAUCCUUAGAACUGAGUCUCCUCUGGACAGCACAGGGAGGUCUGAUGUUUGUGCAUCAGCCAGGUCAGUAAGACUUCAGGUGCUGACCCUUUGAUACAGUGUUGAGAUUGACAGGGCAUGUGCAAUUCCUCUGGAAAUUCCUGGUGCUUGAAAUACUUAAAUGGGGAGCAACAAGCCUGAGGCAAGGAAUAUUCUGUGGGAUAAGGUCAGCUUCUGCCACCUAGAAACGUUUCUUAACUCAUUUUGUUGAAACCCUAUUGGAACUUAAGUAGGACAUCCUCACCACUGCAGUUAUUUCAGAAAAGCCAUGGAUUUGUCAUAACAGUGCAAGAUGUUUUAAUUGCAAUAAUUAAAAGACGCCAUUUCCCCUACCUAUGAUUACAUACAUUGCUUUAGGUAGUGGGAAAGAAGUUAAUAUACUCAUUUCCUUUCAUUAGAGUGUCAUUUAACUAGAAAAUCCAACCUCAGAAUGAUGCAGGUAUAGAGCUGUUCUGUUUUUCUUACCUUCCUGCUCUCUUCCUCUCUUUCUCUCUGCUGUCUUAGUGUAAACAUUCAAAGUGUAAAGACUUUUCUGAUUACAUUGAGACAAAACCGCUAAAUCUAAACCAGGUUGUAGAAAAUUUCUCGCUAGAAAAAGGAGUUUUCUCCCUAGAGUUUCUUCCUCUCUUUUAAGUCUUGCGAAGUCCUACAUUAAAUCAUAUGUUGCAACUGAAGCAAAAUUCUGCAGCAUGCAUAGUGAGCAAGGAGAUUCUGCAAGUGGCCGUGCUCAGGUUGUAGUCACAAGGUUCUUACUAGCUGAAGGAGACAAUAUAAGACAGCUGCCAGUAGCUUAUCUUCAUAGACACUACCACUGACAAAUAUAUCUUUGUUGUGUUUAAAUACAUGUGGCAUAUGUGCUUGUCAUUAUAAAUACAUUUCCUAUCAUGCUAUCAGAAAUUCUCAUGAACAAAAUCAUCAGUGACAGGCUGAAAAAUAUACUGAAACCACAAAGUACUUAAAAAAAAAAACCCAGACAUAUGGAGAUCCAAGCACCUGCCUGUGCUUAGGCAAAGACUUUCUUUGGGUGGAGGUUUGGAGAAUAAGUAGAUAAGUAGAUAAGGAUUAUUAAGAAAAAUUUUGGGGAGGAAAAAUAUCACCUUGAUUGAUAUAUUGCUGUCAAGGUGCAAUUAUUCUGUGACUACAGCAUUAAUUCUCCACGCACUGCUAAUUACUCUCUGAUUUUUUUUUUCCUUGAGAACCGAAUUUGUAACUAUUCAGGCUGAAAAUAAUUUCCUGAAAAGAAAGAUUCAGGUAAUUCAGUGCUGAAUUGUGUUUCUCAAUCAGACUGAAAACAUUAUUGUAGGAGGCACGAAGUGCUCCUCCUCCUUUCCUGGGGCUAAUCUUCAAAACUCUGGCAAAUUCAGCAUCUGCAUCGGCCCUCUUGCUGCUGGUCAUUACAGUUCAGCCACGCAGCGGGUGUUCUUAAGUGUGCAGUUGGAAGUUUCUCAGCAUUUCAUUGAAGUAACAUGGCUCCAAGACAGCUGCACAACAGGCAAAACUUUCAAUUUCACAUUUAUAUUGGUAGAAUUAUGGAAUUCCAAUGACUAAAUAAAAACAUGGCAGAGGGUAACAGAGAGAACACUAGCUGCUUAGCUAGUCUCAGUAAUUGUACUAAAUAAUCAAAAGGUUUUGUUUAAAGAAUCAGGUGAAGUUCUGGUCUAGAGCUCCUCAUUUUGCACAGGAGGGUGUAACAGGAAUUAUACCACUGUUGUGCCUCUUCUUAGGUCACACUUUGGUCUAUCCCUUCCUUACCCCACUGCUUUCCCUUCUGAAUCUCUUUGUCUCUUCUUUUUUAAGAAAAAAACCAAAAAACACUUUUGGACCACAUGUAUCCUUUGUUCAUUUAAACUGUGAGAUAAGGAAAGGCAGGCAUCAACUGUUAUGUUUUUUUUCUAACACAUUGACUUUCUAAGACAAAACUUCAAAGGGGCGAAAGUUAUCUCAGUUCUCAGUAAUAGUAUUCCAUUUUCUUUCUAUUAUUAUCAUAGCCAAAAUGAUUCUUCCUCUAUAUGGUCAAUAACCCUCCCUCUUUUGAAAAGGUCCUUUCUCUCACCUCUUCCCCUGUCCUGAGCUACUUAACAAAACCAAAGAACACUUUAUUCCUUAAAGGCAGUUGUGGCCAUCAAAAACCCUUCCUUUUUCUUCCUCUAGCUUUUCUACCUUUGUGAUUUUAUAGGAUGGUACAUUCUGGCCUCCACUCUUUCUGUCUUCUGCACCUGUAGCUUUAUUUGCACUUUAGGCGUACUUCAAAAGUUUUGCCAUAAGAACAAUGCUAGGCAGAAGUGCAAUCCCCCAUCUCCCCUUUCCCCCCCCCCCCCCCCCUUAAUCACACCAAGGUACUCACUAAUUACAGCUGUACUCCUAAACCAGAAAGAAAAGACACUUUGCUGGUAAAACAUCAUCCUCUCUUCAGGAGGCUGUACAGCCAAGAAACUCUGAGCUACCACCAGCAGCUUAGCUCUGCCAGUACACGUACUGCCAAAUCCUUUUGUGUUUAGACCUAGUCCCUUUCAAAAAAAAUCAAAGAAUUCAUUUACCCCUUUUUUCCUUCUCUCAUUUUUUUCUACAUGUGUUUAUUCUUUCAUUGUGCAAUUGCACUUUUAAUAUGUAAAUUUUUUAGAAUGCAAAGGGUAUGGAAGCAUUAAACAACGUGUACGGUGCAGUGUUUUCAGUUGGAGGUUUUAGAACCACAAAGAAUUAUCAAGGAUUUUAACGUGACUCCAUGUAAAAGCCUCUGGCUGUUAUAGAAACGUCCAUGAAAAAUACCAGUACAAAUAAUGAUCAUUCAUCUUGAAAGAAGGUAUGAUCUACCAGCAAACUCCCCUGACAGUCCGGAAUUAAAAGUGCCAUUCCUGGCCCUCCACACACAGUGGAGAACAAGAUGUUGAGACCUACCAACAGCUUUGGGUUAGCUGGUAUUGCACGAUUCCCCAAAUUAGGGGCACAUUUCUGGAGAAGACACCGCAACCACCCUAGCAUUAAUCGAAAACGUGCUGAUUUGUGUGUGUAACGCGUGCAUUUGGGCACGCGAUCUGGGCACACGCACUGGCUCCGUUGACAGCUGAAGCAUUUUGGCAGGCUGGUGGUGGGCAGACACAGCUCCAACCCCACCAGCUGCUCAGGUGAUCAAUGCAGCAGCUCCUGCAGAAAUAAAAAUGCAUUAAGGUAGUUCCUUUUGGUAACCCGUAACCUAACCCGUACCCACCGUGCUGCUUAUACACAUCUAUUAUAGAGUCCAGGUAAUUGCUAGCUGGCUAAUUAAAAACAAGCGGUUAAAUGUGGGGUUUAUAUUUUGGAAUUCUGUUAAAACCAGUGCACUUUUCUGUUAAUUUUUCUUUGUGCUUUUUUUGUUUUUUGGUUUUUUUUUUUAACGUUUCCUCAGCCUGCUUUUAGAAGGAACUUUCAAGUGUAUUUCUUAAAUUAUAUU